This is a messenger RNA of Venustampulla echinocandica, 627 nucleotides long. Its product is annotated as Carbohydrate-binding WSC-containing protein. The coding region runs from base 1 to 627 and encodes 208 amino acids. The record is from RefSeq and is a predicted model, not a curated record. Lineage: Eukaryota; Fungi; Ascomycota; Leotiomycetes; Helotiales; Pleuroascaceae. The transcript is spliced from 3 exons.
AUGCUAGUCUCAAUUAUCCCAACUCUUUUUCUCCUCACAGCCAGUCUUAAUGGCAUCAACGCCGCCCCAUGCGAGCCUGACCCAACAACAACGACACCCCCUACCACGACGACUACACCGCCCACAGAUCCAACUGGAUGCACCAGCAUCCCUCCCGGAACGCUGCCAAAUACAAUUACCACGGGCUUCGCGAUCCAGGUUCAGAAUGCCUCGUACCCAAUAAUCCACAACCGCUAUAUGAACCUCUGGGCGUCGGGAGGUGGAGACCAGCACUUGUUUCUCAGCCCUGCGGGCGAUGCAGCGGCCGACUUGAAACUUGAUAACGGGGUUAUCACACGGUUACCCAUCAGAGCCGUCAUCAACGGCGAGUACACACCCGAAGACAACACCACCAAGAUGUUCAUGACCGAUCGCGGUGACCCACGUGCAAUUUACGACGUCGUGUAUGGAUGUAGUCCAAGCGGGCAGGUGCAGAAAGAGCUCCGGUUCAAGGCUCGUGAUACAUUACUUGGUGGUCACAUCUGCGUGCGGUUGACAUCAGGGGAUCGCUAUGAAUUUCGAUACUCGCCACCUGGGAAUACCGCAACGGAUAGGUUGUGCAUUAAGGUUACUUUGGCGAUAUUGUGA